Molecule: messenger RNA, 567 nt
Organism: Dovyalis caffra
Lineage: Eukaryota; Viridiplantae; Streptophyta; Magnoliopsida; Malpighiales; Salicaceae
Source: the annotation of a GenBank genome assembly
AUGGUGUUUGUGAGAGUAAACAUGGAAAGAGCAAAAUCAGAGGAAAGAGAUUUUAUAGUUUAUUUGAGAGGAUUGCGAUUAGCAUACGAGACUGGAAAGGAACAGGAUAAAAUUAACCCUCUUUCAUUGAACAAAAUGGAACAGAAAUCAGGUUAUGGAAUUGGGUUUAUAUACACAGCAAAUCUCAGUAAAAGUGAAAUUAUCUUGUCUUGUACAGUUUUAUGCACCAAAAACUGCCUUAAACUCAACUGGGGAGUAGUGGAUGGUGAUGGAAUUGCCACUACCAGCAUUAAAAGGAUAGGAGGAAGAAAAAUGGUUCUCGCCCCCAGUGGUAUCAAAAGGUCAGACAUUAAAGGCAAUGGAGCACUUGGAGGGACCUCGAAGAUUUCGAGUGCAAAUGAUCAAGCGGUUGGAAAAUACGUCUAUGAAUUAGGGAAGAAGGUUACGAGUAUAGGAAGAAAUAAGGGAAAUGGGAGUCGAUUUUCUGAAGGGAUUAACGAUUCUGGUUUUGUGGCUUUUAAUGCUGAUUACCAUCAACCUAGGCAUCACCCACCUAAAAAUAAUUGA